This is a messenger RNA of Dicentrarchus labrax (European seabass), 14039 nucleotides long. It is a transcript of the gene srcin1b, whose product is annotated as SRC kinase signaling inhibitor 1b. Gene Ontology annotation, cellular component: postsynaptic density; cytoplasm; actin cytoskeleton. Gene Ontology annotation, biological process: regulation of dendritic spine morphogenesis. The coding region runs from base 363 to 4121 and encodes 1252 amino acids. The record is from RefSeq and is a predicted model, not a curated record. The transcript has 20 exons. Lineage: Eukaryota; Metazoa; Chordata; Actinopteri; Moronidae.
CAUGGUUAGGAGCGCCUCUGCACUCCAGCGUGCUCUCAUACCCAUCGCAGGCAGAGCCAAACGCUUCACACACACACAUGCUGACACAGCUCUGCCAGGAGCCGAAACAUGGAGAGGAGAAAGGGAUAAAAAAAACACAGGAGCUGGAGGGGAAGACGGGAAGCAAAGAGAAACAACAGUAGAAGAAGGAAGCAGCAGAGUGAAUGGAGAAGAAAGAAAAAAGGCAUAAAGAAGAUCAGAAAGUGACGGCGCGAUAGAGGACAGUAAACAGGUGCAUCGAGGCGGAGAAUGGGCAAUUCCUCCUUCCCAGGCAUGUCCCCUCUCUCUCUGUAGUUGCAGGUCGAGAGAAGAGAAAGGGUCCCAUGAUCUCUGCCGGUGAUGCCGAGUUCCCGCGGGAUUACCACACCCUGGCUGCCGGCGGCGGCCGCGGGGCCCGGCGGUUCCCUGACAACACCAACGGGGGGUUCACGUCGUCCUCGCUGGACCGCCGGCACAACUCCGUGGCCGCCAAAAGCCUGGAGGCCCUGAACAGCAUCCACAAGGCAGACAUCGAACGCCAGCGAGAUGCUCUCAUGGACCUCCAGAAGAACAAGUUCUCCAACAGCCCCGGCAGCAUGUCGCAGGGCUCCGCCCCUGCUGGGCGCCAGCAACAACCAAACUACUGGAGCUUCAAGACUCGCACGCCACGUGUGACACGACUCAGCCCAACACAGCCGGCUCUUGCUGACCAGGCCAGCAGGGUGUCCUUUGCGUCAGCUGAAAAUCUGGAGACCAUGUCAGAGCCGGAUAUACCCAUCGGCUUUAACCGGAUGAACCGGCUCCGCCAGAGCCUGCCGCUAGCUCGCUCGUCCAGCCAGGCCAAGCUGCGGGCGCCAGGGAUCUUGUUCCUCCAGCUUGGGGAGGAGACUCGCAGGGUGCACCUGACCCACGAGCUGACCAGCCUGGAUACUCUGAGGGCCCUCAUCGUGCACAUGUUCCCCCAGAGGCUCACCAUGGCCAUGCUCAGGUCUCCCAGCACGGCUCUGCUGAUCAAAGAUGAGACCCGUAACGUCUUCUAUGAGCUGGAGGACCCGCGGGACGUCCAGGACCGCUGCGUAAUUAAGAUUUACUGCAAAGAGCCCAUCUACGGCACCUACCCCGGACACCACAACCCACACCUGGCCAACGGAGACCUGCGGAGGGAGAUGGUCUACGCACCUCAGGACUCUCCACCUAACCGCCGCCUCAGCAACCCGCCGAUGUCUUCCCAGCAUUCAUCAUCCUCUGCCUCCCCUCAAGGCUCGCCGUCUCGCGCCCGCCUCCUCUACAGCGGCGGCAGGCCUUCUUCCUACGCGGGGCCGCCCCACCACACCCACUCCCUGCCGCACCCACACCCACACCCACACCCGCACUCCCAGUCCCACCACUCCUCUCCCCACCAGCAACCACAGCUCCACCAGCCCCACCACAGCCAGCAGGCCUUCUGUGCCUCCUCCAGCGCCAUACUGGAGCGCAGGGACGUGAAGCCCGAUGAUGAAGUGGGGGGAUCCAGGAGCAUGGUGCUGCUGCGGGGAGACGAGCGUGGGGGAGGGGGGAUCUACGCGGAUCCCUACUCUCUGGGCCCAGACACGAGUCGGCUGAGCCUCGCAGGAGGUCCUCACUCCCCUCUACCGGCCAGAGCAGACCCCUACGGCUCCUUAUACCGGCGUGGAGGAGGAGGAGGAGGAGGCGGAGGAGGGGGAGGAGGAGGUGCUGGAUCCAUGCGCUCACUCACCUCCUAUACAGCAGCUGCGUUACAAGGAGAGCUGAUGGAAAGCGGCGCUCUCUACAGACCAGGAGGACCGCUUUAUAACGACGCCUACGCUGCGUCGAUGUUGGCCAUGGGGCUGCGGGUGCCGCCACCGUCCUCCCCGCAGAAGAUACCCGACAUGAGGGAUUCCUACGCGGGCACCAUGCCCAGUCGGGGCUCCCCCGGGAGGCAGAGUUUGCGAAGGGACUCUGUGACCUCUUCUGUGUUUGGGGACAGUCCCAAAGCUCGGGGCCAGGGUUCGGGGUUAGGUCUCACCUCAGAGCAGCUCUGCUUGAUGGCCGGACCUGGAGGGGAGGGAGGCGGCACCGGAGGCUUCGGCUCGCCCCUGCUGGGAAAUGAAACAGAGACCAGGGAGCGUAUGGAGGCCAUGGAGAAGCAGAUAGCGAGUCUGACCGGGCUGCUGCAGAGAGUUCUGAGCAGAGCGCCGGAGGCCGAAAGCCCGGAGAAGAUUGAGUCAGCCAGCGACUGCUCGGGAACUGACACUGGACGAACUAAAAAAAAGAAAGCUUUGACGCCAUCUGCUCCCUUGGCCCUGAUGCCACCUCCGCCCUCGGGGGCCAACCAGCCUGUGACAGUGUCCCGCCUGCAGAUGCAGCUCCACCUACAAGGCCUGCAGCAGAACACCAAUGCACUGCGCAAACAACUGUCGCAACUACGCAACAUGCAGCUGGAGAACCAGGACUCGGUCUUGUCCCUGCUGAGGCAGACGGAGUCGGAGCUGAGCCUCAUGAUGCUGGACGCCAUGCGCACACAGGAGGACCCGCUCCAGAGACAGCGCCUCCUGGUGGAGGAGGAGAGGCUCAAGUACCUCAACCAGGAGGAGCUGCUCAUCCAGCAGCUGCAUGAUCUGGAGAAGUCGGUGGAGGAGCUGCAGAGGAACUCAUCAGUCAACCACGGCCUGGUGACCGAGCAGGAUGUGGAGCAGAAGAGCAAAGAGCUGAGGAUGCUGGGAGAGACGCUCACUGAGCUCAAAAACCAGUUCCCCAGCCUGCAGAGUAAGAUGCGAGUGGUACUGAGGGUGGAGGUGGAGGCUGUUAAGUUCCUGAAAGAGGAGCCGCACCGCCUGGACGCCCUCCUGAAGCGCUGCAACACCAUGACUGAUGCGCUCAGCACGCUCCGCAGUCUCUUGUAUCCCUCCUAUAUGUACAGACAAGUCACGGAAGGCGUGUGGAAGGGCCCCGAGGACCUCUCCAGCCAAUCGCAGAAGAGAGCCGAGGACGUGAGCCGCAGCUCUGACCUGGAUAUCCUGAACAGUCCUCCGCUCAGCCUCACCGACCUGAGCACCAGCGCCGGCCUGGCCAACUGGAUGCCCGUGUCCGCCGGCGACGCGGACUCCUUGGGCCCCGAGCAGGACAUCCAGCCCUCGAUGAGCUUCAGAAACCGGGUUCUUGAUGAGCUGCCGAGUCGGCGUCCCGGCGAUAAGUCCGUGUCGGCAGAAGUCAGACUGGCGGCAGAGCGGGACUGGGAGGAGAAGCGUGCCAGCCUGACCCAGUUCAGCGCCCAGGACAUCAAUCGCUUGCUGGAAGAGACCCAGGCCGAGCUGAUGAAGGCCAUCCCGGACCUCGACUUCGCUGCCAAGCACAUCAACAAGCCGGCGGUGCCCCCCAAGCCCCAGAUCACCAUCCCAAUAACCUCCACCACGGUUACUUCCCCAGCAGCUGGGACAACCGGGAGCACGGCCACCACCACCUCAACCACCACGCCCAGUGGGGACCAGCAGCCUGGAAAAGUGCAGCUGGCUGCCCAGAAGCUGAACAGUAUGGAGGGGGCCGGUUCGCAUCGAGGGUCGGUGGAUCUCAAUGUGGCCAGGUAUCGUACAGAGAAACCCUCCAAGUCUCCGCCCCCACCUCCACCUCGCCGAAGCUUCCCGUCGGCACACGGCCUCACCACCAACCGCACUGGAGAGGUCAUCGUCACCACCAAGAACCUGAAGAUGGAAGAAGAUGGUGACAUGCCUAAAACUCUGGUGAAGCUGAGGCGGACCCCCUCCGACACCCCGCGACCUGCCUCGACCCCGCCCGUGAUCGCAGCGUCUGCCAUUCAAGACGAGGACGACGAGGAAAAGAUAAUUGCCGAGCUGGAGAUAUUUCAGCCUGUAAACGAUUGUAAUAAACAGUACAGCACCCUCCCAAAGGCCACGCCCACUCCGCCAUGCACCUUCGGGUCCUUGGGCAGAAAGAACAGCAGCAACUCUCCGGGGCCGAUGAAGGGCCCCACCGUCGCCGCCCGGCUCAAACACCUUCAACAAGGCAGCCUAGAGAGGCCCAAAACCCGCAAGCAGAAAGAGGAUUUCCCCAAAGUCCAGGGCCAGCAGCAGGUAUUCCACUUCUAAAACCUCCACCUCUGACGCUCCGUCCACCUCUCCUCUCUGCAGUCGCUGUGAAGGAAGUUCCCUCCCUGCGACUUUCUACCAGACGAGACAAACUGUGUAGGCCCGACCGACACACACACCAGAGGGGGAACUAUCUACAGAAACCUUGAUUUUUACCAGUUCUUGAUGUGUGUUCUGAGUUACUGGAUCUAACCUAGCUUGCUUAGAGAUCAAGUUUUUUGUCGUACGAGUAUGUCGAUGUUUUGAUUUCCUGAGGAAGGUCUUGGUGGUGCUUGUGACUGAUUAAACUAGCUUUAUUAUAAUAGAUCUAUUCAGAUACAUCCGUUGCCUCCAUUGUGCGGCAUAAUCUCCAGUAAUGCCACGGAAUGAUUUCAUAUCUUCAAGGUCGAAGUGAUGAUAUUUCACCGUGAUCCAGCCAUGUAUUCUCUCACUGAAUCCUCAUCUCUCGCUCUAUUCAUCCAGUAAUUACCACAUGCUGCUCUCUUUCUAUCACCCAUCCUUUAAAUCUGCAGGUAGGGCUGCAGCAGGGUUGCACAGUAUUUUUUGGUGUGGCUGGUAAUGAACAGCACUGAAAGGCCCACGUUCCAGCCAAAAGGCCAAUCCAUUAAGCUAGCUCACUCAGAAUUGCUUUUUUUUCUUUUGAGAGCUCUGAUGCUACGACUUAUUAUGCAAGAAGACAAGAGUGAAGCACAAGGUCCAAGGUUACCUGAAAAAGCUGUUUUUGUAGAUGAGCUUCUUUCGGUUUAAUGCGUGUGCAAUAAAAAUAUUUAUGGACGAGAAGGAAGACUCACUGAGGCAGCAGAGCAAAGUCAAAAUGUAUGUGGAAGCACAAAUAAGCCGGAAGGAUUUAAAUCAUCUAAAAAAUUUUAUACGUAAUUAUUAAAUUUAGAUUUCCCUCUUUGAAAUCUCUUGUAGGUGAACUUGAUCUUAUUAAACUUUAAAGCUCCAGUGUGUAACAUUGAGGAGGAUCUAUUGGCAGAAAUGCAAUAUAAUAUUCAUAGGUGUGUUUUCAUUAGUGUUUAAUCACCUGAAAAUAAGAAAUAUUGUGUUUUACUUAACUUGUAAACUGUAGUUCUUAGAUGCCACUAAAUUCACACUGGUCCUUUAAAGCCGCUAUAAGGAACUCUCAUGUUGUGUUGACUCUGGCGGCCCCUGUGGACAGAAGUGGUAGUGUCCCCACCGCCUCGUUUCGUUGAUUUUAAGGGGAAUCCGACCCGAUUUCAGGCGAAAAGAAUAACUACAUAGAAAUCUUCUCACUGAUGGUCCCAUGUGUGGGUUCAUACAGGCUGCGUUCACACCUCAAACCUUAUCUCUCAAUCCUGAUUUGUUGCUCAGAUCGGGUUUGUUUUGUUUGGCUGUAAAAGUCACAUGAAUUCCGAUAUGGCUGUUCACACUGAGGACCACAUAUGAAAGUAGACCGAAUCAGAUUUAAUAAUAAGUAAUAAUAAUUUGUCAGAUCUGAGUCACAUACGGGCAAAAAAGUCUGAUUUAGGCCACUUUUCUGUUUCGUAACCAGUUAAAAACUCUUUGUAGCACAUUUAAGUAUUUUAAGGGUUUUAUAUUUAACAGAAAUUAUACAGAAGUUGCUCAAAUUCAGUUGUUAAAUUUAAGAUCUAAUAAUUAGUGAAAAAAAUUAAAUGUUGAUGGAAUUCAGACACUAAGUGUUCAUACAAUAUAAUCAAUGGAGCCUGAAUGGAAGCGAUCGGAUGUCGUAUCAGGUUACUGUCUGUCAAUCACAUGACCCGCAAAAUAAAUAAUUCAAAGAGAGGCUUUAUAAUAUACUUUAUUAUCCCUUUUUUAGUCACAUGACUCAAUCCAGAUAAAUGUUUGUGAAAGUGGAAUAAUUCAUAUUUAGUCGUAUACAGUGCCAACAUAAAGUGUUGUAGUUUCCUAUAAAAUUCAAUUGAACAUCACAUUUCUUUGCCUCCGACCUCCUCGUCCACACAUACAGACUCAAACCGCCUGUGUUUGACAGGAAGCCAUCCGACCAGCGGCGACGUGUGGAAGCUUUAUUCAGACGUCCUCCCGCAGACAACCAGUCGCCCUCUUUUUCCUCCUCACGGCUGCUCUUUCUUCAGCUGCUUCAGCUCCAAAACAGAACUUCAAACAAAAUGUGGGAAAAACUGUAAACAGCUUCUCCAUAAAACAUAACUUUAACAAGAUACUAGGAAAAUAAAUAAUACGUCUUCCUGCACCAGCGGGGGAAAUAAACGGUCCAGUCAGAGCCGAGUAUGGAAAUGAAACCAGCUCCAGGCUCACGAGAGGCCAGAGGGAGGCUCUGUAUGUGUGAGCGGGAGGUUAAACUCAGUGCUUGGCCGACAAACUCCGAAGCCUUUUUAGAUGUGAAGCUCCGCUCGUCUUAUCUGCUCCCGCAGACACUCCAAGCUGCCCCCGACCUGCUGAGUGGAGCAGCCUUGACCCUUCCUCCGCCACGAAAAAGAGCUUUCAGAAAAUACCCAGAGAGAGAAAAUGAUAAACCAUCCAGACAGCGAGCACCUUAACUGCUCACAGACAUCCACAGUUUCCACCCUGAAUCUCUACGCCUGCAUUUUUAAAAUGAAUUCAUGAAUUUAGCCAUUAAUCAUGCAUUACAUCAUUUAUAAAUUCAUUUCUCCCUGAAAGCAGCUCGUCCACAGGAGCCCACACAUGUUUGAGAGACGUCCAUGUAUCAGGUUAUGACUCCCAGGAAAGGACGGCCUCUUUGACAAUAGCCUCCAUUAGCCGUAACAGCAAUUAGCACAUGGCUAACAUGGCUGACCUCCACUUGACAUGCUGAAGCCAUCUGGGCGAGCGUGGCACUUCCCUCCGCAGCGAGACCUCCGGGAUUAGUAUUCAGGGGGCCAGUCGGGUCCUGUGCCGGACUGAAUAUUAACUCCCUUAUUGCUUUUUAAAAAUUCAUCACCCAAAGAGCCCGAAAGCAAAUAAUGGUUUGUGUUUUUGUGCAUAAAUUCAGCUCGUGGCUUGAGAUAAUGACAUCAAACAUGGUGUUAAUGUGGAGCAGAAACAGGUAUUCUCUUAAGUAUCCUCAACGCAGUCGCACGAGCAAAGUUAUCUGCAGAAAAACGAAUCAUUUGGUUCAACGUCAGUAGAGAAAAAUGAAUCUCUGGCACCCUAAACUACAUACAGCACUGUGGGUUGUGGGUCCAAUGCAGCAGGGUGUGUAAUAGUUAAUGUAAAGAAUGCUGAUACAACACAACAAAAGUUUAACUCAUUACCUAGAGUUUGCUGCCAUCGCAGUCACUUUAUUGUUUUAUUUCCAUUCACACAUUUUCUGCUGUGGGUGAAGGAAGCAGUAAACAUCACAUGAUGCCUGUUCCAAGCCUCGGGGCAAAUGAAAGCAUUUUGGAUUGUGAAAUGUUUGCUAACCAGAGGCUAUUACACUGCAGCUUCCAUCUACAACAACUACCAAACCAAUGCCACCAAAUAUCUCAUCUAACUUUUGUCGACCUGUGCAGGAGUUUUGUUUUCUGCCGCGGCUCCAGAGCUCCUCCUGUUUAUUCCCCGAGUUUGAUGGAAAAGUUGCUGCUCCGCUGCGCAAAAAAAAAAAAAGAAAGAAAAGGAGGCGGUGCACUUUAUAAUCCCCUUUUGGAGUCUGGGUGGUGCACCUGUCUGCCAGUCCUUUUGUUCCUGAGAGCGGUGGGAGAGCCACAGAUGUGCCGGCGUCCCCCCCGAGGCACCGAGCAGCACCUUGUCACCACAAACUGUUUUCUUUUAUUGUUGAACUUAAGCUGUUGUCAAGCUUUGGAUUCUUCCUCUUCCAACACAGUUACAGACAAUAUGAGCAUUCAGAGGACGUGAAAGGCUUUUUUAAGUGUGUUUCACUCAGCCGGUCUUUUCUUCAGGCGUUACAGUCGGCUGUUAAUCCUCACCAGCCUGCAAAGAAUUCAUCUUCGUCCAAGUACUGUUAGCCAAAACUGAGAUUUUCUUCUUUGAUCUGGUCCCUUGAACAGAAGCAUUAUUGCCCCGCGGAGUCAAUACUUUAUCACAACUUGGGUCUUAUUUUUGUAGUUUUGGCUUAUUUCUAUCAGUAAUGAUAUUAUUGCACUGAUGAAAUCAGUUAUUGAGAAGCCAGACGGGUCGAGAGACAUGCAGACGAGCUGUAAGCAAACCUCCUAAUUAGCCACAUUUAUUUAGAAGAGAAAAGAUGAAAAGUAAAAUGAUGUCCAUCGCAGUUCACAGACCGACUCCUGACCCACUGAACUGCAGCUAAACGCAGUUUAUGAGGAAUUAUUACUGACACUGUGCUUAAAGCAGCAUUAGAGGUGUUUCAGUCAUCCAGGCUCAUUAGCCCUCUGCUCAGGUUGAAGUCGGGUGGAGCUAUGAUGGAAAAGGUCCCUAAACUCGGUGUACCAAUAAGAAUAAUCGUUGUAAGCUGUCGCAUUAGGAGAGUGGAGGAGGUGUUAAUUAAGCACAAUCUGUGCUCACUCGAGCAUCAGGAAAUAAAUAAGUGAAAACACCUGUAGGGCUUUUCACACUGCGCUUAGCACCAGGCUGUUAGAGGUUCGGUGUGAACGUACAGCCGGGGGGGCUUAGGGUUGACCCUGGGUUUACUGUGCGUGUUUGAAAAGGGGGUAAGUCAUCCCAGGGUCGACUCUUAACCCCGGGCUGAGAAUACGCAGCGUGACAAGCACUUGUGAGGGUGACAGUGUAGGAAGGCAGUUUCAAAAUAUACUUGGCAGGUGAUUGGAUGAACCAUCUGUCUAUCACUGGUGAACUUCAGCCAAUAAGAUCAAUGAACCAUAUCACAAAGUCUUACUGAAGCCAGCCGGGAGAAGAGUCUUCGUGUUUCAUUGAAACAUUGAAAUACUCUCCAGUUCUGAUGUAACUGAUGCUAGCAGCAUCUACGCUAACCUCUGUAACAACUUCCAGUCAGUCCUGUUAAUGUCCAGUUCAAGCCCCGCCCCUUAUUGGGUAUACAGAUACACUAGCUCCUCCCUAAUUUGCUAGGAUGCCUACCUCUGAGCGUAGCUAGAUGGGACUCUAAAUUACAUACAAAAAGUCUCAUUAAACUCAAUGACAAGCACCAGAUCACUCACAGCAACUUAUCUGAACUUGUCUGGUAGAAACAACAACCAAAGCUACAAAAACAAGACUCAAGCUUCAUCCUUUUCGUGAGGAUUUUACCUCUCAAGGACAGAUUGAAGCUCCAUCCAUCAGGCGCAGAUGUACUUGGCACUCUUUAGACGUACAGUCCCACUGUGGCAGGCGUCUCUCUACAUGCCCAGUGCUGUCUGAACAGUCUCAGUCAUUAAUCUUCCUGAACGUAGCUUGUUUGUCCUCAAAAACCCUUUCGCCUGCCGAACAUUGGGACGGACAAACAGUCAGCAGCCGUUGUGUAAUGUGAGGGAAGAUCUGUGUUCCAGUAAUGUGCAGAGCCGUUCAUUAGCGGUGGCAGCAGAGGGGGGACGGACAGGGGGGACAGACGGGGGGACGGACAGGUUACGGUUGUUCUUCCACUUGGUUUAUUUAUUGGACACAUAAAGGAGCCUCUGAGACUCUGCUGCUGUUUAAAGAGAGAUCAGGUCAGAUUGAAGGAAAUGUUUUCUUAGCAACACCCGAGAGCCUCGGCUAAUAAAGAGCACACUCCUCUCCUCCUUCAUCUCCUUUACUCUCUUUCCCUUGUGUCCAUUUGUUGUCUCCUCUCCUUGCUUCUUCCCCCCUUCUCUCCUUUUCUCAUCUCGUUUCCUCUCCGUAUCUCUACUUUUCCUCCCGUUUCUGUAUAUUCUCUCCUUACUACCUCUCCUAUCCUCUCACCUACUGGUUUCCUUCUCUCUCCGAAUCUGUUUCCUUUUCUCAUUGCCUCGUUUCCUCCCAUCAUCUCCUCUUCCCUUGUCUCCUCUCCUUGUUUCCUUCUCUCUCUGCAUCUCUUUCCUGCUUUUUCAUCCCAAUACCUCUCCUUGUUCCCUCUCCUCUUACUCGCCUCUUCUCCUCUCCCCUUCCUUUUGCUCAUUUCCUUGCUUCCUCUCCUUCCUCUCCUCUUCCUCUGCUUGUUUCCUAUUAUCAUCUCCAUGCAAACAAGAAGAGGAGACAAGGAGACACAUCUCUAUUCCUUGUCUUCUCUUCUUGUUUCCUCACCUCUGCUCUUCUCACCUUUCCUUAUCUGAGUUCCUUCUUUCCUCUCCUUAAAUUUCCUUUCCUCGUCUCCUCUUUCCUCACUCUCCUGCCUCUCUUUUUCUUUCCUUGUGUCUUUUAUCCUCUCCUCCUGUCAGACUCGUCUUACAUGAUCCCUCCUCUCCUGUCUCCUUUACCUCCCUCCUCCCUCCCGGCGUCACACAGAGAAGAAGAGCUGAAUAAGGACCGAUCUUUGAGUCCCAGAGCAGCGCUGUGAUCACAGCUUCAUUUCUGCCUGUUUGCUGCUCAGCGACAGCCACAUUCUCCUUCUUCUUCUCUCAUCUCCCCGCAAGCACGAUGCACCAAAACCCGCCGUCCCCGGUGGCCAAUCAGGAGAUUGAAGCGUAGAGUAGCGGUAGUUCGGGGGGGCGGGGGGGAUGUGUGAGAUUUAACAAACUUGAAAUACAUUUGUCUGUUUGUAAAUUUUGAUUUUUGUCUUUUUUCUUUUCCCCUCCCUCUCACUGCUUCUUGUUCCGUCUUGUUUUUUGACUUUUUUAUUUUUUGCUCUUAAAUCUUCCUUCCUCUCUGCUUCCUUGCUUUUUUUGGGGGCAGUGCUGAGAUGUUUUUGUCCCUGAUGCUGCUUCUUGUGCUCCGGCAGAAAACGCUGCUCAUCCUUCUGGCCAAUCACCAUCAGUGUGGCUGAUGUUUGCCUCCUUCCACCGCUUCUUCUCACGUCAUUUCAGUCUGUGAGUCUUCCUUUCUUUCCCCUUCUCCCUCUCUCGCUUUGCUUUCUUCAUCCUCUGUCUGCUUCUCAGGUCUCAGCUGGACUAAAUGCGUGAGGAGCGAGUACUCGGAUCAUUCUGGUUUUGGACUCGAUCCUAGUUCAGACCUUGAAGGAGAGAGAUUUUGAACAGUUUGUUCCGACUAUCAGCUAGAAGUCACCAAAAUUAUCACACUAGGGAGCCAAAUAGGAGAUCGACACACCAAUAAUUUACUUUUCACAUUGAAGGUUUAUUGGAUGCGGCUCUGGACCUGCAGUUCGAAGCAGUGUGGGGAUUUCACUUCUAAUAUCUUUGUUGCAAAUUCAUCGUCCACCAUGUCUAACAAUCCAACACAAUUUCUGUGUCCCAGUUUCAAACUACGUACUAAAUUUAAGCAGGUUUUUAUCAAGUUUGAGUUAAUGAUAUUCAGCAACAAUCAGAAGAUUUAGGAUUGAACUUUGUUUGUUUUGGUAAAGUAAGUAUACUGCCCUCCAGAGGCUAACCGCAGUAAAGAAAGGCUUUAAAGUUUUUGGACUCUCCAGCCUAAAGUGUUUUAGGAAGAACGGCGACUAUGAGCUUAUUGAAUAUGUAUUCUCUAAGUUGUUUUUACGGCUUAAUAAUCAUGACCAGUUAUUUGACCUCUGACCCCAAAACUGCAGAUUAAUGCACUCUGUCUUUGUGUUAGCAUAAUCAGAUAUAAAGAAAUAUCUGACAACAUCUAAAGCUAAUCUGAUGUCUUAUUACAUUAAAUCUGUAUUCGUUAUUGUUUCAUGUGUAAAAAGGUGAAAUAUUUAUAGAUAAUAGAUAGAAAUGUAAGUAUUUUGUGAGCUUUAACCUAUAACAGAUGUAUUUUAAUUACUACAAUAAUACACAGACGAAGUCAAUAAGAGUUCCCAGUGGAGAACAUGAAAUUGUAGUUCCUGCGGUUUGCCUUUGUAGGGCAGUAUUUAUAUUAUUAUAAAGACUUACAACAUAACACAACCAUGAAUGGAUACAACAAACAAACCAUCACAAUAUCAAUACGUCUCCAAACCACAAAAGUUGCUUUAAUCAGUGGGAAUGUUUCCUCUUAACGAACUGGAAGAAUGGAGCCAAAAUCCUCCCAAUUUUAUUGGAGGAGACACUUAAUGAGUCAGAUCUUUCACUUUUCAUGUGAAGAACAAUAUAAAUGUCGUCUCGGAGAAACAACUUAAACAAUGUUGCUUCUUUUUUUCGAUUCCCAGCGUGGUUGAACUGCGUUAUGUUUGAGGUUUCUUGCCAUAUUCCCCUGGAUCGGCCACACUUCAACGCGUUACUCUAAAUAAAUCCUUCUCGAGAUGAGUAAACAGAAAUUGAUGUCAAAAUUUGUUGGACUUUCCCUUUAAAAGAGGGUUGCCCAACCUUGAGACUUAAUGGUGGGCCAUGGGUCGAAAGUAAACACAUAUUUUAUUGUAUUAUUACAAUGCAAAGUGUCGCUCUCCAGAUAUUUAAAGAGCAUUUUGACCUCACAAAAAUUAAAACAGCAUAAACAGCAAUUAAUAUUAUAAUUCUGUCCGAAUUUAACCUCACGAUGGGUCCAACCUCUUUAAAACAAACUGCAGGUGGAGGUGAGAGAGCUCAAAAGUGGUUAAUUAAUGAGAUUCUGCUGAAUAAAAAAACAUACUAUUAUAGCAAUUAGUAUAUAAUGUAUACAAUUAGUAUGGAGUAUGAAACUGGGACGAUAUUUUCCGUGUUUCCUAAGAUGGCUUUGUUGUAGACACUGAAUCGAACCCUGGAUGUAACACGCCGGAGGGGUUGAGAUGAAGUGUGAAGAGUUAAAUAAUCCUGCUCACAGGCUCACUGUGAGAGUAUUUAUACCACAGGAAUUAAAUCACAAUGCUUCAGUAUAUAGUUAAUACAUCUAUGGAAUGUAUUAGUAGUCUCAGAAAUAGCAUUAAACGCUAGCACGAGUAAUAAUAGACAAACGCAGUUAAAGUAUAACCUAAAAUCACUUCACAGAUAUAUUGUAUGUAUAUUAAAAUGACCAUUUAGUUUUUUGUUUUGAAGAAAAAUCGCUUUAUUAACAUGUAAAAAAGAAAAAGUAUCAUCUAUGUUUUAUAUAAUCAAGCUUUUUUUGUAUUUUUAUACUUGAAGAAGAGGAUUCAUAAGCAUGUAACACAUUUAUUCUGUAAAUUAUUAUUUUUCUGUGUUGAAGAUUUUUUUGAUUUUUAAUUAUUUCCGUUCCCGCUAACCAUGACCACACUUUGUUGUAGAAGACCGAGUCAGCGGCGGGAGAGCGGGAGGUACUCCAGAUGGUUGUGAUGGACAGUAUAUAGUACACCACCACAUUUAUUAAAAAGCACAUACCUUCCUCUAAAGCUCACUGAUAGGACACCCCCCCCCCCCUCCCCAUUUUAUAGCUGUUUUUCCUCUAUUAUAACCGACAGUGUACUACACAGACCGCAGUUUAAACUCUAUUGAUGGUUUCUUGAUGAAUGUGUGAUUGUUCAAACCAUUUGUGGAUGUUUCAAAAAGUGUAUAUAAACCCAAAUACUAUAUUACAAAAAACUGAUUUUAUGUGGGAACAUUUUUUUAGACGGAUUAAAAAAAUAAAUAAAAUAAAAAAAGGUAAUCCAAAAAUGGCAUGCAUACUGUAUACAUUCCUGGAAAUCUGCACGCUGGGUCAACAGAGGUCUCAUUUUAUUGUCAAUAAUUCUGUGUAUACUGUGUGAGUGUAUGAUAGAGUAAACAAAAAUUGUACAGUAACAUAGAUUUUUGUAUUAUGUUCAAAAUGGGUCGAUAAAAGCCCCUUUUACUGUGAGAAUAAAGUAAAAAAAACAAUUAUUGUAACUAUUGAGGAAGAUAUUUGAAUGAUAUAUCAACUGAAUACUGUUCCUCCAGUCUGAGAGUGAUGCUUGCUGUGUGGGGUCAGUGUUUGUUUGUGAAUCGUGACGAAGAAUGAUAAUCUACUACAGAGUCAGUAUAAACUAAUAAAGACCAACUAAAACCGUGCAAAACGCCGCGCAACUUUUGUGUAUGGAAAGUAAAAGUUGCUGCUUCAUGUGAGAAAAAUCAACCAAACGAAAAAGGUUGCUGCUUUUGUACGUUCCUGUUGUGUUUUUGUGACAAUAAAGGUGACCCUCUUAUA